Aureobasidium uvarum is the source of this 1932-nucleotide messenger RNA. NCBI's taxonomy places the organism in Eukaryota, Fungi, Ascomycota, Dothideomycetes, Dothideales, Saccotheciaceae. The record is from the annotation of a GenBank genome assembly.
AUGCGCGCACCAGACAUUCUCUUCUCCCUCGCAGCCGCCGGCAUCGUUGCUGGCUCACCUCUGGACUUCCAAGAGCGUGCUGCCAACACGUGUACAAUCAAAAGUAUUCAGUCUGUCGUAACCAAACUGAGUCCUUCCGUGGCCACUCCCUACUGCCAGUCUCUUCUCAAGAUUUCGACGCAGACUGUAAUCAAGACCGUCAAACCCGCCUCCCCUUCGAAACGUGUCGUGACAGCGACUGUGUCCAACAAAGUCACGUCUGUCAAGACAGUUACCAAGAACGUUACAGCUACGACAUCGAGCUCGUUCAAUGCAUCAGACACAAGGAUCAAAAAGAGUACAAGCACAUCCAGCAACAGAAGUAGCCCUACAGCAGCUUCGCAAUCUUCGACCUCAUCGCGACCUUUUGUGAAACCCUCCAAAGUCAGCAACCCAUUUUCAUCGAGCACAAUCAAAUCGAGUUCAUCAAGCAGUGUCCGCUCGACCUCGACAUCACUUUCUAGCAGCAGCAGUAGCAGCAUCAGAAGCUCUACAGUGAGCUCGUCAAGCAGUACUCGACCUACUUCUACGCUAUCUUCCAGCAACAUCAAAACUUCUACAUUGGGCUCAUCAAGCAAUGCUCGCUCAACUUCGACAUCACUUUCAAGCAGCAUCAGAAGUUCUACGUCAAGCUCGUCGAGCAGUAUCCGUUCCACUUCGUCUUCAUUGGCCAGCAAGCCGACCACAAGCUCUUCAGGCACCAAGUCUAUGUCUAGCUCAAGCACCAAGUCUAUGUCUAGCUCAAGCACCAAGUCUACGUCUAGCUCAAGCAUCAAGUCAAUGCCUAGCUCAAGCACCAAGUCGAUAUCUAGCUCGAGCAGUUCAUCUGGAGGAAGCUCGCGCACCAAUGCCAUCAUGGCCACGGUCCCGGAUUCUGUCUCUACAUCGGAGAAUGCUUCAACGUCUGCAUUCGAGACUGCUUCAAGCUCAUCAAGCACCUCGUUCUCGUCCUCGUCCGCUGUCUCAGCGUCAGCGACGAGCAGCAGUAGCGGAUCACCUUCGUCCGUUUCUUCAGCUAAUGCCACUGCCUCGACAAACGGGACCUUCUUUGCGAACCAGACAUCUGUACGCACCGGAUCAUCCACAGGAUUUGCCGAUCUCUCGUCGAGCUCAGCAAGGGCAAGCUCAGGGAUGAGGAAGCGUGAUUUGGAAGAGCGCGCGAAUGCGGCGACUUCGAACAAGAGAACGACCGCGAAGAAGACGACAAGCGUCAAGAAGGCGACAUCAACGAGCAAACCCAGCACCAUCAAGAGUCAGCAAAUCGUCAAGAAGGCUACCAGUAGCCAAAAACCAUCGAGCACAAAGAAAGCCAGCACAAGCAUCAAGCCGAGCAGCAUCAAGAAGGUAGUGACUAGUAGCAAGAAAGCCAGUACUACGUCGAAGCCUGUGUCUACAUCAAAGACACCGAGUGUGCCCAUCAACAAGGGUCAGCCUGCGCAGUUCAAUGGGCUCAACAACGCACAGCAAUCAAGCAUCUGUAGCUGCUUGCAUGUGCCUACUUCAACAGUAACCAGAAGCAUCUUUGUGGACACGUUCACCACUGUCACGUCGACGGUAACGGCUGUACAGACUCUUGUCAGUUCAAAGACGACAACAGCAUACCACACUACGACUGCAACGCCCAAUCUCUUCUACUUGCAAGUUUCGAGCAAGAGCAAGACAUCGAUCGACGGAAAGUUCGCGACGCUGCCUGGAGGAGACGAACUUCUCGGAUUCACGGCAAGCAAAGCAGGAGGCAGCGAAUUCUUCUUUGGCUCGGGCGAUCUGCUCGUGGAGUCACGAUCGAACUGGCUGGCCAAUGUCGAGGAGGGAGAUUGGGCGACGUCGUUCUGGAUGAAUUCGGUCGAUCGCAUGUACCAGGUGAAUGCGGUACCACUGGCCUGUCGCAACUAA